Molecule: messenger RNA, 399 nt
Organism: Dibothriocephalus latus
Lineage: Eukaryota; Metazoa; Platyhelminthes; Cestoda; Diphyllobothriidea; Diphyllobothriidae
Source: the annotation of a GenBank genome assembly
AUGGUUCUCCUUAACUUUUUGCAAAACCCCCGUUCCCGUCACCCCACUCACCUGUCGAAGGAAGAAGCAGCUUUUGGCUUCCGGGGGGCAAGCCUUCAGUGGAACCCUUCGUUUGUCCAACGGGAAGCAUCCGACGUCGCUGACGGAAUGGCACUGGUAGCAGGAGAUGGCAUUUACCGAGAAACUGACAAAGGCCACCAGGAGGCUGGCAACGAGGAAGAUGAUGGCACUGCUCUUGAGGGACAUUUUGUCGCUCCGCAGGCUGGCAGUCCGAAGAAGUUAAACCGGCAGUCUCGUAAGCUCUCAGACCAGUGCAGAGGCCUCGACGAGACUAUUAAGUUGCCUUCGAUUCGCUGGCUAUUGUCCAAUCGGACUGCGGCAAUGCAGCCACUCACCUGA